This is a messenger RNA of Exophiala xenobiotica, 2375 nucleotides long. RefSeq lists its product as uncharacterized. The transcript has 4 exons. Gene Ontology annotation, biological process: transmembrane transport; carbohydrate transport. Gene Ontology annotation, molecular function: carbohydrate:proton symporter activity. The record is from RefSeq and is a predicted model, not a curated record. Bases 233 to 1888 code for a protein of 551 amino acids. Gene Ontology annotation, cellular component: membrane. NCBI's taxonomy places the organism in Eukaryota, Fungi, Ascomycota, Eurotiomycetes, Chaetothyriales, Herpotrichiellaceae.
GCCGUCUGUCACCCCCGGUUUGUUGAUCCUGGUACAAGCUCCUCCAGAGUUCCAUUCAAUUGCAAAGGCAUCGUUUGUCCUUGCCUCCGCGGCGUCCAAGCUCUUUUUAAAGAUCGACUCCUCCCACUCUUGCUUGUGCGAGCUUGUCUUUCUUCCUGUCUACACCAAGCAUUCCUUCCUGCACCUACCCUAUCUCCCUCCCCCAGUCCACUGCGUCAAGAAUCUAGCAACCAUGCCGGGCGGAGUGGUUCGCUCUCUGUCCACCACCAACGAUGUCAACCGCAUCGAAGCUCCAGUCACCUGGAAAGCCUACCUGAUCUGCGCCUUUGCGUCUUUCGGUGGCAUCUUCUUCGGUUAUGACUCUGGUUACAUCAACGGUGCUACUUCCAACACCGAAUUCAUCCACUUCAUCGAGGGACCCAAUGCCACCGCCUUGUCUUCCUCUCACUCGUCCCUGAUCGUCUCCAUUCUGUCUUGCGGUACUUUUUUCGGCGCCCUCAUCGCUGGUGAUGUUGCUGAUAUGAUUGGGCGCAAAUGGACGGUUAUUAUUGGCUGCGUGAUCUAUGCCGUCGGUGUCGUUAUUCAAAUGGGUACCGGCCCUGGACAUGCUCUUGGUCUGAUUGUUGCCGGCCGUUUGGUUGCUGGUUUCGGCGUCGGCUUCGAGAGCGCCAUUGUCAUUCUGUACAUGUCCGAAAUCUGCCCCAAGAAGGUUCGUGGGGCGCUGGUCGCUGGGUACCAAUUCUGCAUCACCAUUGGUAUUCUAUUGGCUUCUUGCGUCGUUUACGCCGUCCGAAAUCGACAAGACACCGGUGCCUAUCGUAUCCCUAUCGCCAUCCAAUUCGCUUGGGCCAUCAUCCUCGGUGGUGGUCUCCUCUUCCUCCCAGAUUCUCCGAGAUACUUUGUCAAGAGAGGCAAGCUCGAACAGGCCAUCAAUUCACUCUCUCGCCUCCGUGGUCAACCACCCGAGUCGGAGUACAUUCAAGUCGAAGUUGCUGAGAUCAUUGCCAACGACGAGUAUGAGCGACAGAUGAUCCCUGCCACUGGCUGGUUCGGCAGCUGGUUCAACUGCUUCAAGGGUGGUCUGCGACACCAGAAGUCCAAUCUUCGCCGCACAAUUCUGGGUACUUCUCUCCAGAUGAUGCAGCAAUGGACCGGUAUCAACUUCAUCUUCUACUAUUCGACUCCAUUCUUGAAGUCCACUGGUGCCAUCUCCAACUCGUUCUUGAUCUCCCUGAUCUUCAACUGCGUCAACGUCGGUUCGACUCCUCUCUCCUUCUACACCGUGGAGAAAUUUGGCCGUCGUCCACUUCUCGUCUGGGGUGCUUUGGGCAUGCUUAUCUGCGAAUUCCUCGUCGGCAUCAUCGGUGUCACGGUCGGUUUCAACAAGACUCAUGUCGACGCCGCUGGAAACAGCAUUGCGAACAACGUUCCCGCCGUCAAUGCCCAAAUCGCCUUCAUCGCCAUCUACAUCUUCUUCUUCGCCUCCACCUGGGGUCCGGGUGCCUGGAUUGUCAUUGGCGAGAUCUUCCCUCUCCCCAUCCGUUCCCGUGGUGUCGGCCUCUCCACCGCCUCUAACUGGUUGUGGAAUACCAUCAUUGCCGUUAUUACUCCUUACAUGGUCGGCGAGGACAAGGGCAACCUCCGUUCUUCGGUCUUCUUCAUCUGGGGUGGUCUUUGCACUGCUGCCUUUGUCUACGCGUACCUCCUCAUCCCCGAAACCAAGGGUCUGUCGUUGGAACAGGUUGACAGGAUGAUGGAAGAGAGCACCCCCCGUACCUCGUCCAAGUGGGUGCCUCACAAGACAUUCGCCGAGACAAUGGGCAGCGAGGGUGGUGUUCUCAACAAGGAGCUCGUUCAGGACGCCGAGCGCAAGGGCUCAGUCUUUUAGAAGCGGACUGCCUAAUGCGCUUCGUUGGAAAGAGGUGUCUGCGUGCGGAGAGUACCGAAAGAGAAAGAAGUCGGGAAAAUCUAUACAUAAAGCCAAGACAAACAGGGUACCGGCGCAGUCAGCUUUCUUGCGCAUCGCAUCGCAGAGCAUCGCUUUGCCUUUGCAAUGUACGAGAGCGCAGGCUGUCUGGUGUUCUGUUCACGGACAGGACUAACAGACCUGUUGUGUGAGAUUUUGGAAAGGGGAGUGAGUGGAGCGGAGAGAUGUUGGCAGACUUAAUAAAUGCAUUUUUUGCGUGGCUGAAUUGCAUUGGAAUACUAUAGUAACUCAAGUAUGAGCCUGAGCAUGUGCAUUGGUCCUAGCUAGACCGCUGCUUCAUGCAUUAAUUGAUCAUCGCAAUUCAAAGCUCCAGCAGAAUUACGGAGUCUUUCAAGACUUGCAUUGCAAUCAUUUGGAUAUAGUCCUUGUUGUACUCGCCCAUGUUGGG